AUGCAGCGUGCUCGCCUUCUCGCGGCCUCACGCCGUCUGAGCGGGACGGUCGUGUCAUGGCACCCGUUUGAGCGGCGCGGCGUCAUUCGCUGCGACGCGGACGGCGACGAGUACCAAAUCCCCAACGCCCGCGCCUUCGAGACGGUGCUGCCGACGCGGCUGCACAGCCUGGAGGGCACUAAGGUCGAGUUCGAGCCCAUCCGCGACGCGCAGGACGUGGACCGCGUCAUUACGCGCAGUCGCCUGGAGCCUCUCACGGCGACGAGUUACGCGCGCAAGACUCCCGUCGACUUCCUCGCUGCCUUCCGGCUGGAGCCACGCGGCGGCGGAGCAGAAGCGGUGGGCGACGGAGAGGCAGCACCGUCGUCGUCGUCGUCGUCUCCCCCGCGGCUUCUCGCCGGGAACAUAACCGUUGACCUCGUCGCGCUCAGAGCAGCAAAGGGCGGUAACUCUUUGACAGAAGAUGUGGCGGGGGCAACCGAGGAGGAGGGAGACAGUGGCACGCGGCCACCGCUCGGCGUGAAGGACCUCCGCAACCCCGUUGUGCUGGACGCAGACACGAAGGAGUUGGUGCGUCUGCGCCGUCAGCUCGGCGACGAGGCGAAGGCCCGAGAGGCGCUGCAGCAGCAGCGACAGCAGCAGGAGGCUGCGCGGGCGCUGCAGCGGACGGAGAUCGCGACGGGGCGGAUGGGCAUUGUGCUCGCGUGGUCCGCUCUCCACCGCAGCGGCGUGGUGCUGGAGGACGCUACUGCAAUCCCCGAGUGCGCGCCUGGCGACAAUACGGAAGGCGUCUGCAUCAUUCGCAAUGUCGACGCCUUUGAGACGGCGCUCCCUACCGCACUGAGCCUGGUGGGCCGUAUUGUCAACUUCACCAAGGUUGCAUACACCUCACAUCCCUCGAAGUUUUUCGCGGAGAAUAUCACGGUGCGUGGGGAGCUACGAUUCGAUGAGGACGUGACUGCUGUAGCGGAGGCCAAGACGAAGGAGGCUGCAGCUGCCGAGCACGCAAAACGAGCGAGACAACUUGGUACACUUUUCGAGGAGGUAGAUUACAGCAGUGAGCCGCUCCCUGCCGGCCCGCUCUAUGGUGUGGUAACGCGAUGGAGUGGAGGGCAGGGAAUUGUCGAGACAGGAAACAGGCGUUUGUAUUACAUUCAGUCUGGUGCGGACUUUAAGCAGCUUGUUGAUCACACAAGCAACACCAUUCGUGGGGCCGUUGUUAGCUUCACAGUUGAUGAAGGUAGUCGGCGCUACGCACGAGAUAUCAAUGUCCUUUCUGUGGCUGCGCGGGACCUCGCCACCGUGAUGCCCAUGCUAGAGAGGCGGAAGGGUUCUGUUGCCACUUCUGGUGGUGGUGGUGGUGGUAGCGAUACUUCUACUACUGCUUCUGCUUCCGCUGCGAAUAGUAGUGGCUGUGAGGAGAAUAAGACGAAGGAGCUUCCCACCGACGCCGAUUGGAUGUACGGGAUGAUGGUUACAUGGUCAGAGUUGGAGGGGCAAGGCGUUAUUGAGGGCGACGACGGCAACCGCUACCUCCUCCGCGACGGCGAGGAGCACGUGGUGGAGUACAAGACCCACAAGCCCCUCCUCAAGAAGGGCCGACGCGUGAAGUUCACGGCCUUCGGCGGUACCGGAAGGUUGGCGUGCAACGUUGUGCCGCUCAACGCUGAGGCCGACGCCGCCGCACUCGCGGAGGCUGAGCUGCAGCAACCACCGCCUCGCCUCAACGAGGGGCACGCGGAGGAGGCAAUUGCGUCCCCGAUGAGCACCGCGUACUGGAUCAGCCGCAUGGACAAGGCGGGCUAUGACACGACCGAGGUGAAGCAGAUGCAGAACAAGGCCAUCACCUUUGAGGACGAUGACGAGGAGGACGACAAGCUGCUGGAUAGCGAGGAGCUCUUUAAGAAGGACCAUUGGUUCAAUGACCCGCGCAAAAACAUGCGACUGCCUAACAGUGAUGUCACGGCUGGAAGCCUCGCUCUUGUCGGCCCGGCGUCGAUGAUGAACAUCGCGAUGAAGGCGCACGAUCCCAAGAAGCUCGAGAAGAUGAAAAACAAGUAUUACAACCGGCUGACAGAGCCGAUGAAGGAGUUUGCGUGGAAGCAGGCGAAGGAACUCGCCCCCAAAUACGAACAACGCGUCAAGGAAGCCCGUGAAAAGGGUGAGGAGCCCCGGUUUUCAUUUUACUGA
This is a messenger RNA of Trypanosoma grayi, 2190 nucleotides long. RefSeq lists its product as hypothetical. NCBI's taxonomy places the organism in Eukaryota, Euglenozoa, Kinetoplastea, Trypanosomatida, Trypanosomatidae. The record is from RefSeq and is a predicted model, not a curated record. The transcript has a single exon. Bases 1 to 2190 code for a protein of 729 amino acids.